Tripterygium wilfordii is the source of this 1456-nucleotide messenger RNA. Its product is annotated as AP2/ERF and B3 domain-containing transcription factor RAV1-like. Gene Ontology annotation, molecular function: DNA-binding transcription factor activity; DNA binding. Bases 121 to 1191 code for a protein of 356 amino acids. Gene Ontology annotation, biological process: regulation of DNA-templated transcription. The record is from RefSeq and is a predicted model, not a curated record. NCBI's taxonomy places the organism in Eukaryota, Viridiplantae, Streptophyta, Magnoliopsida, Celastrales, Celastraceae. The transcript has a single exon.
CCUCAUACAUCCCAAUUUAGCAAACUAUCCAAUUCACACCUCUGUUUCUCUCUUGGUUGGUAUAAUACUCAAACACUACAGGUUCUCUCUCUUUUUUCUUGUCUGAAAAGAAACAGAAAAAUGGAUGCUAGUUCUAUAGACGAAAGCACAACAACUGAGUCCACUUCCAUUUCACCACCGCCGCCGCCGCCACUACCACCAACUCUCUCUCCUUUAUCUAAACCACCGGAAAGUCUCUGCCGUGUCGGCAGCGGCGCAAGUGUUGUUUUGGAUUCCGAGAGCGGAAUCGAAGCUGAGUCACGAAAACUCCCCUCCUCUAAAUACAAAGGCGUGGUCCCCCAACCGAAUGGACGCUGGGGGGCCCAGAUUUACGAGAAGCACCAGCGCGUCUGGCUGGGAACCUUCAACGAAGAGGACGAGGCCGCAAGAGCAUACGACGUCGCAGCUCAGAGAUUCCGCGGUCGUGACGCUGUAACUAACUUCAAGCUCCUAACCGAAGCUGAAGACGACGAUGUGGAGAUUGCGUUCUUGAAUUCUCAUUCCAAGGCGGAGAUCGUUGACAUGCUGCGUAAGCACACUUACAUCGACGAACUCGAGCAGAGCAAACGGAACUACGGAAUCAAUGGCAAGGGGAAUCACAGAAUUGGAGAGAAUGGAGUCGUUCCGUGGAGUUCGGAUCGCGUCCCCAAAGCGCGUGAACAGCUCUUCGAGAAGGCCGUGACGCCUAGUGACGUAGGGAAGCUUAACCGUCUCGUGAUACCGAAACAGCACGCAGAGAGGCACUUCCCCUUACAAAGCGGAAGCACAUCGAAAGGCGUGUUGCUGAAUUUCGAAGAUGUGACCGGGAAGGUAUGGAGGUUCCGGUACUCGUACUGGAACAGUAGCCAGAGCUACGUUCUGACCAAAGGUUGGAGCCGGUUCGUGAAGGAGAAGAAUCUGAAAGCCGGCGACAUUGUCAGUUUCCAGCGAUCCACUGGUCCGGAUAAUCAGCUCUACAUUGACUGGAAAGACAGGAUCGGGGCGAGUGUGUUGAACCCGGUCCGAACCGUACAGCCGGUUCAGAUGGUUCGGUUAUUUGGAGUGAACAUAUUUGAAGUGCCUGUGAGUGGGUGUGGGGGUAAAAGGGUGAGGGAGGUGGAGAUGUUGUCUUUGGAUUGUAACAAGAAACAAAGGAUGAUAGGAGCUGUGUAACAUUUUUCCCUUUCGUUUUUUAAUUUCUCUUUACUGUUUUUUUUGUGUAACUUUUGGCAUCUUUUGUGAAUGUGAGGAAAAGGUUUAGGAAGGGAGGGGAUGGAUGGCGUUGUGUAGGUGCAAGUUGCAAAAUGUGAAUUCUAAAUUACAAGACAAAAAAGCUGAAGAAAGCUUAAAUUAGAUGCAAAAGAAAUUAUAAGGAAAAAAAAGGGAGAAUGGAUAACUGUCAAUUUGUGUAGUUUCCUUGUAGUCUUGACUUUUCAAA